Messenger RNA from Cyphellophora europaea CBS 101466, 1377 nucleotides. RefSeq lists its product as uncharacterized. Lineage: Eukaryota; Fungi; Ascomycota; Eurotiomycetes; Chaetothyriales; Cyphellophoraceae. The coding region runs from base 1 to 1377 and encodes 458 amino acids. The record is from RefSeq and is a predicted model, not a curated record. Gene Ontology annotation, molecular function: acyltransferase activity, transferring groups other than amino-acyl groups. The transcript has 2 exons.
AUGGCUCCCCGGAAAGCAGCACCCGCCUAUGUCCUGGGCGUGGGAAUGACAAAGUUCAUCAAGCCACGUGGAAAGGUCGACUAUACUGAGCUGGGCUUCGAAGCUGGUAUCAAGGCCAUGCUGGACGCUCAAAUCUCAUACGAUGAUGUGGACCAAGGCGUGGCCUGCUAUUGCUACGGAGACUCCACCUGCGGUCAACGGGUGUUCUACCAAUUCGGAAUGACCCAGAUCCCCAUCUACAAUGUCAAUAAUAAUUGCUCGACUGGCAGUACCGGUCUGAAUAUGGCCCGCCAGGCGAUUGCCUAUGGCGCAGCCGACUGUGUCUUGGUUGUUGGCUUCGAGAAGAUGAAUCCGGGCUCGUUACAAGCUUACUUCAACGACCGUGCCAACCCCACUGGUACAACCAAUACCAUGCUCAAGGAGACAAGAGGAGUCACAAACGCGCCUGGGGCUGCCCAGCUCUUCGGAAACGCUGGCCGGGAAUACAUGGAAAAGUUUGGUGCUAAGGCUGAGGACUUUGCCGAGAUUGCACGUGUGAAUCAUGAGCAUUCGAAGCGCAACCCGUACUCCCAGUUUCAGGACGAGUACUCGCUCGAGCAAAUUCUCAAGGCGCCUAUGAUUCACGCGCCUUUGACCAAGCUGCAGUGCUGCCCCACUUCUGAUGGCGGUGCUGCUGUCGUUGUUGUCUCCCAGGAGUUCCUCGAUGCACGGCCACAUCUUAAGGAACAGGCAAUCCUCAUUGCUGGUCAGUCAAUGGCCACCGACUCUCCUGAUUUGUUUUCGCGUAGCGCUAUUGAUCUUGUUGGCUACGAAAUGAGCAAGUAUGCUGGUAAGACUGCCUUGAAGGAGGCCGGCAUAACCUCCAACGAUGUGUCGGUGGUGGAAGUUCAUGACUGCUUCUCUGCCAACGAGAUGUGCGUCAUCGAUGCUUUGGGCUUAUCUGAGCACGGCAAGGCCCACGAACUCGUCCGUGCGGGUGGUAUUACGUAUGGUGGCAAGUACCUCAUCAACCCUAGUGGUGGCCUGAUCUCUAAAGGCCACCCUCUCGGCGCAACGGGUCUCGCACAAUGUGCCGAGCUCACAUGGCAUCUCCGUGGAUGGGCCAACAAUCGCAUGGUGCAGGGCACCAAGUAUUGCUUGCAGCAUAACUUGGGUCUCGGCGGUGCAGUAGUCUGCACAGUGUAUCAGCGCGCAGACGGCAAGGUCGCGACCCCAGUCUCUGAUGCCGAGGUCGGCAAGCGGACCGGUGUCGGUUACAACCCUGCAACUCAGGCACGUGGCUUUACCAACGAACAAGUUGACAAGACCCGUAGCAAGAAGUCUAGGAGUGAGUGGGCGCUGCAGGAUACCCAGACCAAGGUGCAGGCAAGGUUCUAG